AUGAUGGCUGCUGGUGUGUAUAAGACCCUUCAGCAGUCACCCUCGCCUCACCUCAGCAAUCUUCCAGCCGAUGUGAAGACAGAAACCGGUGAAGCCAAAUCGCUAGACGUAGUGUGUAGAGGGGGAAGAACCACUGUGGCCAGUCGAAUAAGCACCGUAGAGGUGUUGCUGUCUAGCUCGAUGUCCUUCUCCGCUGCUACUUCACUGGAGAUUGAUGUCGUUGUAGCUCCGUUACCGGAACCAAUACGUACAGUCGGGUUGGCCGCCAAGACCGACGACCGAGCUGUAAAUGUUGUUGCGAGAUUCCAACCAUAUGGUUGCCGUUUUGGGUUGCCGCCGGCUGUCAUAGCGAAAUCACCACCACUUCCGCCUCUUUGUGAUUCUGCCGCCGCCAAUCGCCGCCAGGAGGGUGGUUGUGCUGUUGUUCCAAGUAGAGUGUGUGAGUGUUAUAUCUGUGAUGUAUGA
This is a messenger RNA of Lactuca saligna, 465 nucleotides long. Lineage: Eukaryota; Viridiplantae; Streptophyta; Magnoliopsida; Asterales; Asteraceae. The record is from the annotation of a GenBank genome assembly.